This is a messenger RNA of Notodromas monacha, 1188 nucleotides long. The record is from the annotation of a GenBank genome assembly. Lineage: Eukaryota; Metazoa; Arthropoda; Ostracoda; Podocopida; Cyprididae.
AUGCCUCCUAAGGCAGGAUUGAACGUGUGGCGCGAGUGUCGGUGCGUUCGUGUUUUUUCCUUCAAAUUUUCUUCGGAGAAUCACGUGAUCGUACGAGCGUUGGAAGGGUUUCAAAGCGUGGUUGUACGAAUCGUGGACGCUUUUUAUUCUGCUGUGCUGUGGAAUGUGGCCAGGAUUUGGUUUUUGAUAACGAGUGGUGAAGUAAUCUGUGAUCAAGAAACUAUGAAUUCCGCUGUGCGGAAAACCCGCCUCGCACCCAAGAAGGUCGAUUCGCCGUUGGCCAAAUAUCCUUUUCAAACCAAGUGUUACGAAAAUGUGCUAAACGUCGUUUCACUUGAUGCGAGGGAUUCCCCAAAAUUUUUGCUUGUCACUCAUAGCAGUCAGUUGAGUUGCAUAAUUUGCACUCAGCCUAUCAAGAAUGACCUUCUUUGGGUCGCACACAUCAAUGGGAAGAUUCACAGAGAAAACUUGGAAAAGGCGAAAAGAACGAAACAGUUACCAUCCCAGGUAGUUGCCGGCUUCAAACGGCCAGCAGAAAUCCCUGCUGCGAGAGGUAUUUUGAAGAAGCCCUGUAUUGUGGAACCGGUGAAAAGCAUUCUCAAGAAUGCCGCUCCUGAAAAACCCGAGGAGGAUGAUUCAGUUUCCGAAUCGAGUGUCGCUCAAACUUCACGGAGUUCAGAAGUGCCGUCGGACUUUUUUGACGCGAAACCCAAGCAAGACGACGCUGAAGAACCCGUCGCAGUUUUACCCAAGUCGACUCGCAUGGAAUCAGCCGAGGAGAAGGAGCCAGAGAAACCCACAGCUGCGGAAUUGAUACCCGAAGGUUUCUUCGACGACCCGCAGAAAGACGCGAAAGCGAGACACGUGGAAUACAAGGACCCGUUGGAUGAGGAAUUUGCCAAAUUCCAGAGAACUAUUCAAGAGGCGUCUGCAGAAAGUUCUGCCCUGGUUGAAGCUGACGAGGAAUUCGAAGCCGGUGAACGACAGUUGGAAGAGAUCGAUGAACAACUUCGGCAUUGGUCUAGAGUUAUUGCGUUGGAAAAGAAGAAAGAGGACUUGAAUGUGGGCACAAUGGUGAAGUUUGAGCCCGAUGAGGAAAAACCGGAGUCUGAUGAAGACGAUGAGGAUUUCGAAGAGACGGAUUUCAUUGACUGGCGUUCCAAGUGUCCAAAAAACCGCACAACUUGA